Molecule: messenger RNA, 5911 nt
Organism: Paraphaeosphaeria sporulosa
Lineage: Eukaryota; Fungi; Ascomycota; Dothideomycetes; Pleosporales; Didymosphaeriaceae
Exons: 2
Coding region: 462-5495 (1677 amino acids)
Source: RefSeq, a predicted model, not a curated record
GCUGGCGCCCCGCUCAAGAUCGGUGCAUGACGCAACCCCUCUGCUCCCACAGCAAGCUCCGUCGCACACGCUGCUCCCAUGGCGCGCAAAACAGGUUCUCAAGCUCCAUUCUUCGCCUCUUGCGGCGCGAGCUACCCCUGCCACUGUUCCUCCACGGCAGCUCCCACCACCAGCUUCACAGAUACGUCAUGCUGCAGACUUGCAAGUCCCACCACUACUGCUGCCAUAUAACCCAGUCAACCCAUGCCCUGCUCCUGCUCUCCUUUCAGACGUGACCCGUCAAUUGAUAUAUGCCCCAUACUCCAUCCAGCUCCUACACAUACUACUCCUUCCCCCCCACCCCCAACAGGAACUCCCCCCGUUCCCAACGUUCACGAUCCAUUUCCAGUAACGCGUCUGCUGCUUCGCAACGAACUUUACGAACUACACGAGAACCCCUUGAGGAAACAGAAGACGACACCAUGCCUUCUCCCGCCGCAGGAAAGAGUGAAACCCCCCGCACUCCUACCAAGCUCGGAAGGAAGCCCCAGUCGGGUGCCCCCAAGCUAGGCAAGAAGACAGAAGAGCAGGAGAUUCGUCCCUCGCAAUCAGAAUCCACCCUCCGCGAGACCGCAGAGGAUGCUCCCGAAAACGUCGCAGACACAAAAGACCAGGCAGAGGGCCAGGCAGAGGAAGCUGCCGACGACGCACAAGGCAAGGUCUCCCAGGCCGGUGACGACUUGGAGCAGGCCGAGCCCAAGCCAAUUGACGAUGCCGAAGAGGCAGCCGACAGCGCCAAGGGCAAGGCCACUGAUGUGAAAGACAAGGUCGCCGCCAGAGCCAAACAACUUGAAGAGGAAGCCGAGGAGACUGGUGACGACGAUGAUGACGCAACCCAAAAGGCCGGCGAAGAGGAGGCCGACACCCAGGAUGACGAGGACGACGUCACAGACACCGCCAGCAAGGCCGCGGACAGCGGCAAGUCUUCGGGCGAGGGUGCACUGAGCGGCGCUCGUGGACUCGCUGGACGAGCCCAGGGUUUGGCCGGCAAGGCUACCGAAGACCCCCAGGGCGCUGCAGAGGAUGCAGGUGAAGAUGCUCAGGACGCCGCAGGCGGCGCUGCCGAUGAUGCCCAGGACGCUGCCGGCGAUGCUGCCGAAGGCGUAGAGGACACUGCCGACCAAGCAAAGGCAUCUGUCGAAGACACGGCCGAUGAUGCGAAGGACACCGCUGAAGGCACCGCCGAUGAUGCCAAGGACACCGCCGAGGAUGCAAAGGACACUGCCCAGGACACUGCUGACCAGGCAACCCCCGACCUGAGCGUCCUCAAGGGUUUGGAAGUCGAUGAGGAAGGUCUCAUCCACGACAAGGACGGCAAGCCUCUUGGCCGCCUUGUUGAGGGUGAUGCCGAAGACCUUGCUGGCUACGCCAUUGGCGACGACGGCGAGAUCCUCGACGACGACGGUGACCUUGUCGGUCGCUGCGAGCUCCUACCCGAGGCUGCGCAAGAUCAGCUCAAGCAGGGCCAGGACGAGGUUGAUGGCAAGAAGAUGCCUCCUCUCAGCAUCCUCAAGGGCCUGACCGCAGACAAGUCUGGCCAGAUCCUCAACGACGAUGGCGACUUUGUUGGCCACGUGGUCGAGGGCGACCCAUCCGAGAUCCAAGGCCGCGAGUUCGAUGAGAACGGCGAGAUCAAGGACGACGAUGGCAACGUCAUUGCCCGCGCUGAGCUUCACCCUGAUGCUGCCGACCUCGUCGACCAAGACGAGGAAGGUGAGGAGGAUGAGGAUGAGGAGGAAGGUGAGGGCGCCGCUGAGGGCAUUGAGGGCGUUGCCGACGAAGCCAAGGACACCGCCGAGGAGGGAGCCGCCGAUGUUGAGGAUGAGCUUCCUGGCGUCGAUGCCAUCGAGGGCAUGGAAGUCAACUCCCAGGGUGACGUAGUCGACGACAACGGCGAAGUCGUCGGCCACCUCGUAGAAGGCUCCGUUACCGACGCCAAGGGCCUCACUGUCAACGAUAAGGGCGAGGUUGUCGAUGCCGAUGGCAACGUCCUCGGCAAGGUCGAGCUCGCCGAAGGCGCUGCGGACAAGCUCAAGGAAUCUGCUGCCGGCGCUCUUGACGUCCGCAUCUUGGAAGGCCUCAAGGUCAACAAGAAGGGCAAGGUCCUCGAUGCCGAGGGCGAAGAGAUUGGUGAGCUCAAGGACGGUGAAAUCUCCGAUGCCGUGGGCAAGACCAUCAACGACAAGGGCGAGGUCCUGGACAAAGACGGCAACGUUGUCGGAAAGGUCGAUGUUGUUCCCGGUGAGGCUGCCUUUGAAGCCAUGAAGGCCCUCAAGGAACGCCUUGGCUCAGACCUCGGUGAAGGUGAUGAGGCCGAGGAGGCUGAAGAAGAGCCUGAGCUCAUCGAGGUAAUCCCCGAGCUCCACGAGCUUGAGGGCUUGAAGGUCAACAAGAAGGGCCAAGUUCUCGACGAGGAGGGCGAGCCCAUUGGCGAGCUCGAGGAGGGUGACCCCAAGGAGUGCGCCGGUAAGAAGAUCAACGAUAAGGGCGAGGUUCUUGACAAAGACGGCAACGUCAUUGGAAAGGUCCGCGCUCUUCCUCAGCAGCGCGAAGCUCCCAAGACCGAGGAGGUGGAGAUCACCCCCGAACUGGACACCCUGGAGGGCCUGAAGGUCAACAAGAAGGGUCAAGUUCUCGAUGAGGAAGGUGAAGUCAUUGGUGAGCUCGUCGAGGGUGACGCCAAGGACUGCGCUGGAAAGAAGAUCAACGCCCAGGGAGAGGUGUUGGACAAGGAUGGCAACGUCAUCGGUAAAGUUAAGACUCUCCCCAAGAUGGUCGAGCAGCAGGUCGGCGAAGCCCAGGAAGCUGCUGAAGGUGCCGAGGAGGAAGCUGAGGAAGCUGCGGAGGAGGCGGAGGAGGACGACGGCAGACCACCCCUAUCUAUUCUCGACGGACUUACUGUCAAUAAGUCCGGCAAGAUCAUCGACUCCAACGGCAACAUCGUCGGUGAGCUUACUGAGGGCGACGCUAAGAAGCUCUCCAAGGCUGGCAUCACUUGCGAUGCCGAGGGCCAGUUCUGGGACAACAAGGGCAAUGUCAUUGGCCGUGCCCAGACGGUCCCCCAGGAGGAGGCAGAGGAGGAAUCUCCUUUCGCCGGUCUCGAGGGUCUCGUUGUCGUCAAGGGUGGAUUCGUUGAAGAUGAGAACGGCAACCGCGUUGGACAGGUUGUCGAAGGCGACGCCAAGAAGCUUGUGGGCCGUGCCGUCGAUGAGGAUGGUGAUAUCCUUGACAAGAAGGGCUCAGUUGUUGGACAUGCCGAGCGCUACGAGGAACCCGAGGAAGAGGUUGAGGAGGUCGAAGAGGCUGACCUCUCCUCCCUCGAAGGCUUCACUGUCAACAAGCAGGGCAACGUUAUCGGCAGCGAAGGCGUGCCGGUCGCCCGUCUCGUUGAAGGCAAUGCUAAGGAGCUCGCUGGACGCAAACUCGACGACCAAGGCCAGAUCUGGAACGAUUCUGGCAAGGUCAUUGGCCGUGUCGAACUCAUCCCUCCGCAGGAGCGUGAGGCCAAGCCAGAGGGCCCCUUCGCUGGUCUUCAGGGUCUCCGUGUCGUUCAGGACGGUAAGGUCGCUGACGAGGACGAGAACAUCGUGGGUCAGGUUGUUGAAGGUAACCCCAAGCGUCUCGUCGGCAACGCAGUCGACGAGGAUGGAGACAUCCUUGACAAGUACGGCAACGUGAAGGGCCACGCUGAGCCCCUUGAGGAGGAAGAGGAGAUCCCUGAUGACCUCUCCGUUCUCGACGGUCUUACCCUUAACAAGCAGGGCUACCUUGUUGAUCAGAACGGAACACCGAUCGGUCGCCUCGUCGAGGGCAAGCUUGACGACCUCGUCGGUCGCAAGUCCGAUGGUGAGGGUCAAAUUCACAACGACACUGGCAAGGUUGUCGGUCGUUGCGAGUUGAUUCCCGAGAACGAGCGCGUCCAGCGCAAGGAGGGUCCAUUCGCAGGCCUCGAAGGUCUCCGCGUCGUCAAGGACGGCUUUGUCGAAGACGGUGAUGGCAACCGUGUUGGCCAGAUUACCGAGGGUGACCCCAAGAAGCUUGUCGGCAACCACGUCGACGAAGACGGCGAUAUCAUCGACAAGUAUGGCAACGUCAAGGGUCACGCCGAGCCUUGGGAGGAAGAGGAAGAGCCCGAGGUCGACCUUAGCGCUCUCGCUGGCUGCACUGUCAACAAGGCCGGCAACGUUGUCGACGCUUCCGGUCAGAUCCUUGGCCGCGUUGCUGAGGGUGACCCAUCCACCAUGAUCGGCAAGAAGGUUGACGGCCAGGGUCAGAUCUGGGACAACGCUGGAAACGUCAUCGGACGUGCCGAGCUUGUCCAGGGUGUCAGCUCUGGACCCGAGGGACCUUUCGCUGGCUUUGAGGAGAACACGGUCGCCAAGGACGGGACCAUUCAGACUGCCGGUGGCGACAUUAUCGGCCGCGUCAUUGAGGGCGACAUCAAGAAGCUCGUUGGCCACAAGGUCGAUGAGGAUGGCGACAUCAACGACAAGAAUGGUAACGUCAUUGGUAAGGCCGAGCGCUGGGAGCCUGAAGAGAAGGAGCGCCGUAUCAACCCUAUGUCUGGCAUGCACGUCAACAAGGAGGGUGAGGUACGCGACCAGAACGGCGAUCUCAUCGGUCGUCUCACCGCUGGUGACCUCGGUCACUGCGCUGGUCUUGAGAUCGAUGACAACGGCUAUGUCGUUGACAACGACGGCAACAAGGUCGGCGAGGUCACUCUUCUUGAGAACAUCCAGGAGGAGGACCACGAGGAGACCGAUGAGGAGAAGCAGCGCCGCGAGGAUGCGGAGCUUGCUGAUAAGAUGGCCAACAUCUGCCAGCAGACGCUUGAGCGUGUGCAGCCUGUCAUGAAGCAGAUCACCGAGCACAUUGAGAAGGCCGACCGCACGCCGCGUGACGAGCUCGAUGAGGAGGAGCUUGUUAAUAACGUCAAGCCUCUCAUCAUGGAGGGUUCUCGCAUUCUCGAAGAGUGCAAUGGCUCUCUCCGUGCUCUCGACCCCGAUGGUCGCAUUGCUGCCCAGGCCAAGGGUCGCUCUGAGACCAAGGAAGCUACACCCGAGGAGUACCGUCUUGCCGACCUUCUCAAGGAGCUCACGACUUCCGUUGUCACCACGAUCGACAAUGCGAAGAAGAAGCUCAACGACAUGCCCCACGCCAAGAAGAAGCUCAACCCUCUCUGGGCUCUGCUCACCGAGCCUCUGUUCCAGAUCAUCGCUGCCGUUGGUCUCUUGCUCACCGGUGUCCUCAACCUGGUCGGCAGACUGCUCAACGGUCUUGGACUCGGUGGUCUCGUCAACGGUUUGCUCGGCGGCUUGGGCAUCGACAAGUUGCUCGGCGGUCUUGGCCUUGGAUCCGUCUCCGAGAUGCUCGGCGGCGGAAAGAAGGAGAAGAAGAAGGGUGGAGGCGCCAGCAACCUGCCGAUCGUCGGUGGUCUGCUCGGCAGCAAGAAAUAAACGCCUCGUUCACAUCGUGAACGUUGGUGACGGGGGAUGACGUUUCCGCUUUGCUUUAGACUGUUACUAAUACCGGGGACGCAUGGGUCGUUUGCAUAUGAUACCACGACCAGCCACCGCCUCCUUCGACGCGAUCCUAAGGAUCGGGGGGUUCGAGGGUGAGCCGAGAACGGGGAGGUGUCUGGAUGCACAGGACUGGGAUGAGAGUCUCUUCACGGGCACAAAAAUUUGUUUUUCGCGUUCGGCUUCUGCUUGAUACUGUUUUCCGCGCUCGAUAUUCUUUCACAUCUGGCCAGAUGGAAGACAGGCUCUACCGGCUCCCGAACACUUAUUUCCUAUGUCGCACACCGAGGUCUUUGAUGGCUUAGCAAAGGCGUUAUUUUGGACUUUGGGUCUGUUGUAUGAUUAGUACGAGU